AUGAGGAAUUCUGACUUUGGUUUUUCCUACCUGUCUUUGUUUCAGGUCUCUUCAGAUCCUCCUGCUUCCAAAAAGCCCAAAAUAGAUGACUCUGCUUCCCAAUCUCCAGCGUCUGCCGAGAAGGAAAAACAGUCCAGUUGGUUACGGUCCUUGUCCAGUUCAUCUAACAAGAGCAUUGGCUGUGUCCACCCGCGCCAGCGUCUCUCGGCGUUCCGGCCCUGGUCCCCCGCCGUGUCGGCCGGAGAGAAGGAGCUCUCCAGCCACCUGCCCGCCCUGAUCCGGGACAGCUUUUACUCCUACAAGAGCUUUGAGAGUGCUGUGGCCCCCAACGUGGCCCUGGCUCCCCCAGCACAGCAGAAGAUGGUGAGCAACCCUCCGUGUGCCACGGUGGUGUCGCGGAGCAGCGAGGCCCUGAGCACGGCGCAGCCGCGGAAACGGAAACACGCGGAGCACGCGGCGGUGCCCGAGGCAGCAGCCACUGCUGCAGCCACUGCCACUGCCCCCGAGGAGGACAAGGAGUCAGAGGCAGAGAUCGAAGUAGAAACCAGGGAAGAAUUCACCUCCUCCUUAUCCUCGCUGUCCUCCCCAUCCUUCACCUCCUCCAGCUCUGCCAAGGACAUGAGCUCCCCGGGGAUGCAGCCCCCAGCGCCCGUCAGCAGCUCCUACGAGGUGGCGGCACACCCCGACCCGCACAGCACUGGGCUGGAGGCUGAGCUGGAGCACCUCAGGCAGGCCCUGGACAGUGGCCUGGACACCAAAGAAGCCAAAGAAAAAUUCCUGCACGAGGUGGUGAAGAUGAGGGUGAAGCAGGAGGAGAAGCUGAACGCUGCCCUGCAAGCCAAGCGCAGUCUGCACCAGGAACUGGAAUUCCUCAGAGUGGCCAAGAAGGAAAAACUGAGAGAAGCCACCGAGGCCAAACGCAACCUCCGGAAAGAAAUCGAACGUCUGCGAGCGGAAAACGAGAAGAAGAUGAAAGAGGCCAACGAGUCUCGGAUCAGGCUGAAGAGAGAGCUGGAACAGGCACGACAGAUCCGUGUGUGUGACAAGGGCUGUGAGGCAGGAAGGCUUCGUGCCAAGUACUCAGCACAG
Acanthisitta chloris (rifleman) is the source of this 1089-nucleotide messenger RNA. RefSeq names its product SKI proto-oncogene (gene SKI). The annotation marks the transcript as partial. Gene Ontology annotation, biological process: negative regulation of BMP signaling pathway. Gene Ontology annotation, cellular component: nucleus. NCBI's taxonomy places the organism in Eukaryota, Metazoa, Chordata, Aves, Passeriformes, Acanthisittidae. The record is from RefSeq and is a predicted model, not a curated record. Gene Ontology annotation, molecular function: SMAD binding; RNA polymerase II cis-regulatory region sequence-specific DNA binding; DNA-binding transcription factor activity, RNA polymerase II-specific. The transcript is spliced from 5 exons.